GUCAAAGGGCAUGAGUGAUAAACACCGAUGAACACUUCAUCAUGGAUGGUUGUACGUGUUGUCGGCGUGGUAACCUACCCGGGGAUGACAGGACGGGCGAAACACGUGUACAUGAAAUGCGCCCUCUACUGAGUACAAAUUCCCACCGACAGAACAUAUUACCCCGGAAAGACUACGAGAGCCUGGAUUAUGACCGCUGUUUUAACAGGCCCUAUCAACGAUAUGUUAAUGAGCUUGGUCAGCAGCAGUCUGCACUUAAACUAGCGCUAGUAAAAUGGAUUGUGACUUUUCUCGUUGGCUUUCUAACAGGGAUGGUAGCGCUUUUCAUUGACUUUGUGGUGAAGAAAUUGACAAAAUUAAAGUUUGACACCGUUGAAGAUUCUAUUUUACAGUGUUCCGAGGACGGAUGCCUGGUGGUACCCUUAUUGUAUCUACUUUUGUUCAAUGUGGGUUUCGUUAUAGUGGCGUCCUGUCUAGUCGUCAUAGAGCCAAUAGCCGGAGGUUCAGGUAUCCCGGAGAUCAAGUGUUACCUGAACGGAGUCAAAGUUCCUCGGGUCGGCCGCCUUCUCACCUUGGUCAGCAAGAGUGUCGGGGUUCUCUUCAGUGUGGCAGGGGGUCUGUUUGUGGGGAAGGAAGGACCGAUGAUACAUAGCGGGGCUAUCAUCGGGGCGGGUGUACCUCAGUUUCAAAGCAUUGCAUUUAAGAAGGUGAACCUAAAGAAGUACAGUUUCUUCCGUACAGACAGGGAUAAACGUGAUUUCGUAUCCGGUGGAGCAGCUGCUGGUGUAGCAGCUGCUUUCGGCGCCCCAAUAGGAGGGGUACUGUUUAGCCUGGAGGAAGGGUGUUCGUUCUGGAAUCAAAGUCUCACCUGGAGAACAUUUUUUUGCUCAAUGGCAGCAACUUAUACGUUGAAUUUUUUCCUGUCCGGGAUCGACUCAGAAAGCUGGGGUUAUUUCUAUCUGCCGGGACUCAUCAACUUUGGAGUUUUUAAGUGUACGAACGAGCUCAGGAUCGACUGUCGCUUGUGGGACAUAACAGAUUUGGCCAUCUUUGUUGUAAUGGGUUUCCUCGGAGGUCUAAUGGGAGCAUUGUUCAACACUAUCAACACAGCCAUUACCAAACAUCGUAUGAAACACUUGAACAAGAAACACAAGCUCUUCAGGAUUUUAGAGGCGGCACUAGUGGCGGCAGUGACCACAUCUGUGACAUUUGGAGCUUCCAUGGCCCUCGGGGAAUGCUCGGAGAUUCCCACAAAUUUUGUGAACGGGACGUCCAGCAGUAUCGAAGACACAGUCCGGACGUACUUCUGUCCUGACGGAUACUAUAACGACAUGGCCACUCUCUUCUUUAACUCACAGGAAGAAGCCAUCAAACAGCUGUUUCACCAACCGGGCACCGACGGUUUCAGCCUCCGCACCUUGGGACUGUUCACGCUAUUUUUCUUCUUUCUGGCAUGCUGGACAUAUGGUACCAAUGUACCGAGCGGUUUAUUCGUCCCCUGCCUUCUGUGUGGCGCCGCCUAUGGGCGAUUUGUGGCACGACUUCUCGUAUUAUUGGGGUACGGUAACCAGGCCAUUCAUUCCGGCACGUUCGCACUAGUAGGAGCAGCCGCCUUCCUCGGCGGGGUAGUUCGAAUGACCAUCAGUUUAACGGUCAUUCUCAUAGAGUCCACCAAUGAGAUUUCGUACGGCUUGCCACUCAUGUUAGUGUUGAUGGUGGCAAAAUGGUCUGGUGAUCUCUUUAAUGAGGGACUAUAUGACAUACAUAUAAAACUCCGAGGCGUUCCGUUACUAGAGUGGGAGGUUCCGACUGGAAUGGAAAGGUUAAAAGCUGAAGACAUUAUGGAGCGGAAGCUUCACUUUUUGUAUCCGAGAACUAGAGUAACAUCUAUCGUUCAGAUUCUCAGAACCACCGCCCAUAACGCUUUUCCUAUAGUGUCUAUCAUUGAGGACAGACAUCAGCAGGUAGUGAAUUCCAGUAAUAUGGACGAGGAAGAACCACACUCCCCUACGGAACAAAACAUCCCGAAGAAUGUUCCCCUUCGAAUGGAUGGUUUGAUAUUGAGGUCACAGCUAGUAACACUACUGAAGAAAGGAGCAAUGCACGAGGAACAUCACACGAGGACCAGCCAAUUCAAUCUCAGCUAUGAGGAGAUGACAGAAGACUACCCCCGAUAUCCAGACAUUUAUGACGUCACCAAAUCACAGAACCUUAACCAAUCAAAACUUGUGGACGUGGUACCUUAUAUGAACCCUUGUCCAUAUACCGUGUAUCCCACGACACCAGUGCCUCAAGUGUUCAACCUGUUCAGAAGCAUGGGACUCCGACAUCUACCCGUCGUUAGCCAUGAAGGACAGGUACUUGGGAUGGUUACUCGACACAACCUUACUCACGAGUUCCUGGAAGCGCGGCUAGAGGAGCUACACGAAGAUAGGUGUCUUUCGUAAACAUGCAUUCUCCCUUAUAUAGUGAUGCAUUCUGGGAACGUCAUGGCAAGACAAUUAAAACAGUGCUAAACGGUGCAUGAUGUAUUCAAGAACAGAAUAAACACAAUGUGACUGGA
This is a messenger RNA of Mizuhopecten yessoensis (Yesso scallop), 2563 nucleotides long. RefSeq names its product chloride transport protein 6-like. Gene Ontology annotation, cellular component: lysosomal membrane; intracellular membrane-bounded organelle. The record is from RefSeq and is a predicted model, not a curated record. The transcript has 24 exons. Gene Ontology annotation, molecular function: voltage-gated chloride channel activity. Bases 42 to 2447 code for a protein of 801 amino acids. Gene Ontology annotation, biological process: chloride transport; transmembrane transport. NCBI's taxonomy places the organism in Eukaryota, Metazoa, Mollusca, Bivalvia, Pectinida, Pectinidae.